Messenger RNA from Aureobasidium musti, 687 nucleotides. Lineage: Eukaryota; Fungi; Ascomycota; Dothideomycetes; Dothideales; Saccotheciaceae. The record is from the annotation of a GenBank genome assembly.
AUGGCACCCCACCUACCUCUCGAGAUCAGACUCAUGGUCUACAAAUACGCAAUUGAUUACUACGAGGUGCAAUGGACGAUGACCCAAGAGUUUACAUCAGGGUUCGUGUUACUGCGAGGCGACCUAAGCAANAGUAGACAGCAAGCGCAAAAACGCCUUCGCCCGUUGAGUCUCUUGAGAGUCUGCAGAUUGGUUCAUCAGGAAAGGCUCCCAAUUGUUUACGACAGGAUACGAUUUGACAUCACCUUCAGAUUUUGGUAUCAAGAGGAUCAAGAACGUCUCAGAAGCCAUUUGCGUACCAGAUACCAUCUUCAGCUGACGAAUGAAAAGAGCCAGCCCACUCACGGUCUGACCCAAGUAGUUCUUCAACGUGUCAAGCACGUUUGUGUGUCCAUGAAUGAAAGGAUACCGGCUGCGUUGCUCUCGCGAAUGCACGUCCUAAGCACUUGCCUACGUCACGGAAAGGACCUCGAGUCGCUUCGCUUCGUUUCCAGCAGCCGCAUGGCUUCCCCAGAUGAUAUUUGGAGUCUUGCGAGUGUGUUGUACUUUGACUCGUACAAAGGCGCUGCUGUUCUGGAAUCCCUCUACGACAAAGUUACGGAACGGCACAUUGCCGAGAUCAAAAGGUUCCAGAAGGGUAAGAUUGAGCUUGAGGAUUUUUGGGCCGCGGAUGCUGACUUUUUGUAG